Molecule: messenger RNA, 804 nt
Organism: Myripristis murdjan (pinecone soldierfish)
Lineage: Eukaryota; Metazoa; Chordata; Actinopteri; Holocentriformes; Holocentridae
Gene: apobec2b
Product: apolipoprotein B mRNA editing enzyme, catalytic polypeptide-like 2b
Exons: 3
Coding region: 1-804 (267 amino acids)
Biological process (GO): cytidine to uridine editing
Cellular component (GO): cytoplasm; nucleus
Molecular function (GO): cytidine deaminase activity; RNA binding
Source: RefSeq, a predicted model, not a curated record
AUGGCUGACAGGAGCAAACGGCCCAGUGUGAAGAGCAAAGAGAAGAAGGUGGAGAACAAAACACACGAAGACAAAGAAAAGGAGAAGGUGAAGGAGAAAACGGUGAAGAAGCCCGACAAACUUGUGAAAAAGCCGGAGAAGACCCCCGAGCAGCCCAAGGCGGAGGAGGAGAGGACGAAAGAUGGAGGGACAACGGAAGGAGCGGAGGCCACAAAGACGGAAGAGAAUGGAGAGUUUGAGCCCAUAGAGUUGCCACCUUUUGAGAUCGUCACAGGGGAACAAAUGAGCCCAUUCUACUUUAAGUUUCAGUUCAGGAACGUGGAGUACUCAUCAGGGCGGAACAAGACCCUACUGUGCUUCCGAGUGGAUACAAAAGGAGGCAGCAUGGAGCCUCUGAAAGGUUAUAUGGAAGAUGAGCAUGCCACAGCUCAUGCUGAGGAGGCUUUCUUUCAACAGGUACUACCUAACUACAACUCCUCCCUGGAGUAUGAUGUCACAUGGUAUGUUUCGUCCAGUCCCUGUGUGGCUUGUGCAGCCAAACUGGCCAACAUCCUUCAGCAGCGUAAGAAGCUCCGCCUUUGCAUAUUCUGCUCCCGCCUCUUCGGGUGGGAAGAGCCGGAGAUCGUGGAGGGGUUGAAGGCCCUGGUCGGCGCGGGCUGCAAGCUGCGGAUGAUGAAGCCGUCUGACUUCCUUCAUGUUUGGGAGACGUAUGUGGAGAAGGAAGAGCAGAGCUUCACCCCCUGGGAGGACUGUCAGGAGAACUAUGACUACUACGUGGAGAAACUGUCUGAUAUCCUCAAGUAG